ACUGGUUCUGCCGUGGGGCACUUUUCCUGGCCCUCCCCCAUGAGUAAGGCCUGCCUAUCCCUGGAGGACAGAGCCAGGGCUCAAGCUUUCCUCUAAUUCUCCAUUAUUUAAGGAGGCCCCCCCAUCCUUUAAGGAUGUCUUGGGAGCGAGUGAUGUUUCUCUCAAGGGGAGUCUUUUUGCUGACAUUCGGGGGCUGAGCAGAUGGGAGGGGUAUUUUUGUGUAACUCUUCUCUGGCUACGUUACCAGGAAAAGGAACAAUACAGUCAAAGUUAGAGAAAUUCAUGCCUUGAGUAAGCUCUCUUGUUCGUCUUUUUAGGGUUUAUCCUUGAAGCUCCAUUUGUAAAGAUUAGUAAGUUCUCUGUGCACUUUAAACCAAAUCCCAAUUUUAGUUUAGUUUUUAUUUUUUUGACAAAGAAAGUAAUGUUUUCUGAGUUUGGUGUAUCCAAGUUAAAUUUUCAGAGAGGUAUGGGUAUCCUAGUAAAGGGGAUUGAGAAAAGGAUUAAAAUAUGUCUGUGAAGUGGUUGAUAUUUUUCUUCUUCAUUGCUUUUUAGACGAAGCCAACUUGGUUUUAAAAGUUUGAGUUAAUGACUUUAUCACGUAAUGGUCGCACAGUCCUUGAGUUGAACUGCCUUCAUUUAUAAGAGAGUUUAGUUUUUCUGAUGUCGGGUGAUGAUUUCCGUAUCUCAUCACAGAACAGAAUAUUUACAAAUUAUUUUGACUGGGUCUUCAACACACUCCAAAAUAGCUGACUCAUGAAAUGAAAAUAGGACUUAGAAGUUAUUUUGAUUUCUAUGUUAGCCUCAUUUAUUCGUGAUAAAUUGAAGAAAGACAAACUUCAAUUCAUAAUAGCUGGAAUAGGGGGGAAGGAGUUCUGAAUUAUUGAAGAGUCUAAAAAACUGAAUGUUCUUCAAGAAAUUCGAUCUCAAGGGCUACAGAGCAACAUGAAAGGGCUACAGAGCCCACCGAUUACCUAAAGAUCGUGUGGACUCUUACCAUAGAGAAAUCUCACUGAAAUUAGUAGCUUGUAUUUGCUAUACACAGUUACAGGAAUGCACUAGCGUCCUUGAAAAAGUUCACUCUUUUUAAGAGGAAGACUUUAUUUACAUCCGCCAAUUUUCUUUCUAGAACUUUCAGCCCAAACUGAACUCGCCGAACUAGAUUAAACAUUUUAGUAUCCAUGCUUCUUUAAAUCUGCCAAUUUCAAAGCAUUUUACAAACACAUACAGGCGUACCUCGUUGUAUGGUGCUUCUCAGAUACUGCAUUUUUUUUUUUUAACAGUUGAAGGUUUGUGGCAACCCUGCCUCAAGCAAGUCUGUUGGUGCCAUUUUUCCUACAGCAUUGGCUCACUUCAUGUCUGUGUGUCACACUUUGGUAAUUCUCACAAUAUUUGCAACUUUUUCAUUGUUACUAUAUUUAUUCUGAUGAGCUGUGAUCAUGGAUGUUACUACCACCAGUGGCUGAAGGCUCAGAGGAUGGUUAGCAAUUUUUAGCAACGAAGUAUUUUUUACUUAAGGGAAGAUCUGGCUUAUCUGUAUGGUGCUGCUGAGGAUGGCGGUGCUCAUCCUGGCCGGGUCGCCGGUCUACCAGGAUGAGCAGGAGAGGUUCGUGUGCAACACUCUGCAGCCCGGAUGCGCCAACGUUUGCUACGACAUCUUCGCCCCCAUGUCCCACCUGCGGUUCUGGCUGAUCCAGAGCGUGUCUGUUCUCCUUCCGUCCGCGGUCUUCGGUGUCUACGUGCUGCACAAAGGAGCCGAGCUGGCGGCCCGGGGAUCCCGCUGGCUGGAUCCUGACUCGGAGGACCACGACGGCCCUGAACCGGCCCCGGGGGCCAGGCGCUGCCUGACGGUGCCGGACUUCUCCUCGGGCUACGUGGUCCACCUCUGCCUCCGGACCCUGACGGAGGCAGCUUUCGGUGCCCUGCAUUACCUCCUCUUCGGGGUCCUGGUCCCCAAGAGAUUCUCGUGCCUGCACCCUCCUUGCACCAGCGUGGUGGACUGUUACGUCUCUCGGCCCACGGAGAAGUCCAUCCUGAUGCUUUUCGUCUGGGCGGUCUGCGCGCUGUCCUUGCUGCUCAGUGUCGCCGACCUGGUCUGCAGCGUGCGCUGGAAGACGCGCAGGCGACACGGCGGGGCCCGGAGGAGGCCGUGUCAAGGGGCGGGGAGUGCGGCGCGGGAGGGACACGGGGCGCACGGGGGACGUGGGGCGCGCGCUCGCCGGGGCCUGCGGACUGGAGGGCAGGGCGCGUACAGCCCCGCAGCGGAGCCCACCGAGCCGGGGCACCCGGAGCUGCCAGGGGAGGACGAGAGCGACGCGCUGUCCUCAGCCAGCGACCAGCCGCGCGGGGCCGGGCCAGGAGCGGCGGCCCCGGGGUGGGAGGAGCGGCCCUGCGCGCCGAGCGACCCGCUCCCGGGCCCCAGCAAGUCCGAGUGGGUGUGAGCGGCCGGCGUCCCGCCCCGGGAGCGCGGCGACCAGGACCGAGAACAUCGACCCGCAGAAAGGUGAGCUGGCGGGACAGACCGACUUCCCGAGAGGCUCCGGUGCGGCGCAGCGGGGAUUUAAUUUAGAUGAAGCUCUGGGGAGCACUGCGCUUGGCGGUCGAGUGCGGUGGAAGCUCCAAGGAUUAACCGGCGAGCAUCGGGUCCAUGAGUCUGUCGCACUCCAGUUCCACUGUCUUAUUUUACCGCAGCAUGGGCUUGAAAAGCACGUUCUUUGGAUUUACAGAGCUCACGAAUAUUUUAAUGUUUUCGGGUGAAUUAUUUCGACGGUUUGUUGUUGUUGUUUGUUUUGGUUCGGUUUUCUGCUUAGCCAAAAAGGGCAUCUGUUAUGCACGGCAUCCACAGAGGGAUAUUAGUUUAAGUUCUCCAAACCCCUUUAAUAAAAUUAAUGCUGUUUGCGUUGCCCUAUCACACUUCCUACUUCACUGUGUUAAAGGAGAAACCACAAAUGCAGGAAAUAUGACUAAAAACUUUGGGGUCUUUUGGGGGGCAUCUUGGGUUGUUAUUGCGUGUGGGUGUGAGGUGCACAGGAUGAAGGGUGGCCGCUGGCUGGCUUUAGCGUCGCUGGGCUCUUGGCUGGGUGGCUGUCCUCACUGAGCAGAGCAGGGCACUCUGGCUGCUGAUGACAGGCCUGGAGUUGCCACAGGGCUUCCAGUGCCGGCUCUGUGUCCUUGAGACGGUCAUACAGUUAGGGCUGCCCUGAGGGUCUUCAUGUCCCAGGGGAGCAGGUGAGGAAUGCCGCGGGUGUUCCAGCCUUGUGGUCUGUGCUGAUGCUCCGGCGGGGGCGGGGGGGUACCCUAGAGACACAACAGCCUCACCUCUCAGGGGAGCCUCUCUGCUCUCCUCCGCUCGCCCUGGUUUCGGUCCAGGUGCUGUCCAGUUGGAGCGUGAGUCUGUUAGAGCUUCCGUGCUGCCUUCAGCUGCCACGAGGAAGACACAGUGCAGCAGAAAGACGGGGUAAGCCUGCUCCUCUUCUGGCGAGGAAGAGCCACUGGGUGUCCCUCCAGAACAGAUGAAGAACCUCUGGUCCCCAAACCCCCAACGCUGAGGAAGAGGAACUGCCCUCCAUGCCAGCAAAUAGUAAAAAAAAAAAAAAAAAAAAAAAAAGUGAACCA
This is a messenger RNA of Physeter macrocephalus (sperm whale), 3612 nucleotides long. It is a transcript of the gene GJD4, whose product is annotated as gap junction protein delta 4. Lineage: Eukaryota; Metazoa; Chordata; Mammalia; Artiodactyla; Physeteridae. The record is from RefSeq and is a predicted model, not a curated record. The transcript has 2 exons. Gene Ontology annotation, molecular function: gap junction channel activity. Gene Ontology annotation, cellular component: connexin complex. Bases 1536 to 2438 code for a protein of 300 amino acids. Gene Ontology annotation, biological process: cell-cell signaling.